AUGAGUGUGCACUUCCGGCAGGCCGGCGAGAGUGCUGCCGGCCAGCUCGGCCAGCUCGGCCCCAACGUCAUCCAGGACCUCAAGCACAUGUCGCGGGCAGAGUUCGAGGAGCUGCUCAACUCGACGCCGCUGCCGACGCUCAACAGAGACGACCUGGCGGUGCGCAAGUUCCGCGAGCUGUUCAAGGCGUUUCUGGGGCGCACCCAGAACGACGAGUUUGCGUCGUCGCGGUCGAUGAUCGCGGAGUACCCGAACCUCGUCCCCACCGCCCAGCGCGACCCCUACUCGGAGCCAGAGCUCGUGGUGCGCAAGAAGUACCACGACAAGGUGCUGGGCGAGCUCGGCGCGGAGAUCAAGGGCGUGUACAGGCCGCACGAGCUGAUCACAAACCCGCCGUCGGGCAACCAGGUCACCGUCCAGAAACUGCUGGCCGCGGGCGCGCACCUGGGCCACUUCACCAAGCUGUGGAAGCACACGGCACAGCCGUACAUCUACGGCGUGUACAACGACCUGCACAUCAUCGAUCUGGAGCAGACGGUGGUGCACCUGAGGCGGGCGGCGAAGGUGGUGGAAGGUGUGGUUGAGAACGGAGGCACGGUGCUGUUUCUCGGGCUGCGGGAGGGCCAGCUGCGGUCUGUGCGGGCGGCGGCGGAGCGGUGCAACGGGGUGUACGUUGCGAGCAAGUGGGUGCCGGGCACGAUCACCAACAGUCUGCAGAACGCAAAGCCGCGCGUGGAGGUGGACAUGGGGGACGUGCGGUCGCGCAGAGGCCUGACGGACUUCGAGGCGCGCAGCGUGCUGAAGCCGGACCUGGUGGUGACGCUGAGCGCGCGGGACAGCCGGACGGCGCUGGGCGAGGCCGCGCAGUCGCGGAUCCCGAGCAUCGGGAUCGUCGACACCGACUGCGACCCGGCGCUGGUGACGUACGCGAUUCCGGCCAACGACGACUCUAUUAGGGCUACAAACUUGAUAUGUGGGGUGCUGGCGAAGGCGGCGGAGCGCGGGUACCGCACGAGGCUCGACCGCGUGCGCAGGUACAAGGAAAAGCACGGGGCCCGCGUUUCGCAGCCCAUGUCGCUGAUUAGCUUCGAGGCCUGA
Messenger RNA from Ogataea angusta, 1098 nucleotides. RefSeq lists its product as uncharacterized. The record is from RefSeq and is a predicted model, not a curated record. Gene Ontology annotation, molecular function: structural constituent of ribosome. The transcript has 2 exons. Gene Ontology annotation, cellular component: mitochondrial small ribosomal subunit; ribosome. Gene Ontology annotation, biological process: translation. Lineage: Eukaryota; Fungi; Ascomycota; Pichiomycetes; Pichiales; Pichiaceae. Bases 1 to 1098 code for a protein of 365 amino acids.